GGGUUUGAGUGGUGAGAUAAUGUCUGUAUUCAAGCUGAAGUCGACGAGACAGUCGACGAGAAUACCAACGGCAGUGAAGAUCAGCGAGGAAGACAAGCCACUUGCGCGGUCAGACUUCAACGUCAACAAAAUCACAGAAAUUCAGAACCGUUUUCAAGGUGGCGAGGUGUUGGUGGCUGCUGGUAGAAUUUUUGUGCGCGAGGGCACGUUGAUGAAAGUGUGUCGGAAAGGACCUAAACCAAGACAGUUUUUUCUGUUCAACGAUGUGCUGGUUUACGGUACAAUUCUAUCAAGGGGUCAUUAUGCUCAACAACACAUUCUCUCAUUGGAUCAAAUGUCUGUCACGUCUGAGUGUCACUAUAUGCCACAAGUCUACUCCAACGAUGGAGAAAUUGAUUUACAUUUGGACAUUAAGAAUGCCUUUCAAAUUAAUCACUACGCGAAGUCAUUUCACAUUUUUGCAUCUUCGCCAACAGACAAGAACAACUGGCUCUCCAACCUUAGCAAGUACAUCUCAAAAGCACAAGAUGGACGAGAAUCUGUACAGUUGGUGACUAGAGCUGUAUGGGUACCGGAUUCAUGUGUGAACGAUUGUAUGGGAUGCAAAAAGAAGUUUACAACGUUUACUAGAAAGCAUCAUUGUCGCAAUUGUGGCAAAGUCGUAUGCGGCCAAUGCUCCAGCACAAAAGUCGAUCUUCUUCUAUUCCAAGGCCAGACACCAGCACCAGGAACAGAAAAACCAGAACGUGUGUGUACAGAUUGCUACUCCAUCGUUUCCAAAUCCACAACAAACAAACAACGAGACAAUACAAAACAGGUCACUGUGAUUGAUGCUCGGCCAAUGAAUAGCUCCUCACAAGGAGGAAAGAAAUUGAGUCAAGAGAGACCUCCACCUCUUGUUUCCGAAGCAAUGAAGCAAACAUCACAGACGCUUCUUGCUUGUGCUGAACAGACAGCAGAACGACGAGCAGCAAACAAACAGUUGUUUGACACAAAAGGAGCAACAACGGGUGAAGGUGACGACAGCACAGCAGCAGCUCAGUCAACCUCGAAUGAUUACGAAGAUUCGGGUAAUGAAACGACCGACUCGGAUGAUUCGGAAGAUUUGGAUGAGACAGAAAAGAGAGAAAUGCAACUCACACGAAGUGCGUCUAUCCUGUCAGGCAGCUCAUGGAAUGAACAACAACAACAGCUGAACUCACAAUCUCGUUUGGAUGAUGACGAACGUUCUGACACGCCACAGGCUCCUCCAAGGAGGAAACGACAAGGAAAGGGACAGGAAUCUCCAGAAACACAACGCACUCAAGCCACUGCAACAGAUGCACACGUUUUCACUUGUGCCACGUGUCACAAAGUGUUGAAUAAUGGUGAAUACGGUUUCCUGGAGGAGCAAUCCUAUUGCAGAGAACAUUUCAAGGAAAAGUAUGAACAACUACACGGUCAGGAAAAUGAGCAGCAAGAUGGCGUGAAAGGGAAACCAACACCAGUUCCCAGAAAACAGAAAGAAGCAACAGAAGACAAAGACAAAAUACAUCAAGACGCUGUCAACAAUACUGAAACUCAAGCACAUCAAACUCAUCAAGAGAAUACAACAGAGGAGCCAGUUAGGCCUGCACGCAUGCGUAAGGCUAAUAAAUUUAAGAAGGCAGAAGUCAAGAAGGAAGAAGAGAAGCAACAGGAAACUGUUCCGGAUGAACCACUGGUGGCUGCAAAUCUGUUAGGUGAUGAAAAUGAGCUGUCGACUUCUGUUGUGACAGAAAUGAAUGUUGAGUCUUCACCUGCUGCUCACACUACAGUUGAUGAUCUGCUAAAAAUGACGGAGGAGGAUACACUUGUACCAACCGACCAGCUGAUUUCCCUUGAAACGGAUCCUUCAGUUCUUGCUCUGUCUCACAAACCUCUUUUGCCAUCCGAGCCUCUUCUGCCAUCCACAGAAUCACAACCCGACUCGCCUCCACAGGCGAAAGCGAGACGAAAGAGAACAAAAUUCAAAUCAAAGGCGACAAGCGCGGCAGAAAGCGAACAAACCUGACGGGAAAUCGAAUACAUUUUCUACUUUCUACAUUGUACUCUAAACUCAUAUUUUUCAGUGAUGCGAUUGGCUGUGGUAAUGCGCUAUGAAUAGCAUACAAAUUUACAUUUAUUUUUAGC
Corticium candelabrum is the source of this 2151-nucleotide messenger RNA. RefSeq lists its product as uncharacterized. Gene Ontology annotation, cellular component: cytoplasm. Gene Ontology annotation, molecular function: metal ion binding; guanyl-nucleotide exchange factor activity. Bases 20 to 2032 code for a protein of 670 amino acids. Lineage: Eukaryota; Metazoa; Porifera; Homoscleromorpha; Homosclerophorida; Plakinidae. The transcript is spliced from 17 exons. The record is from RefSeq and is a predicted model, not a curated record.